UUUAAUUGUUGAUAUAAAUCAUAUUAUUUCAAUAAUCUAAAUUAAAUCUAACCUUGGAUUUGGGAUUGAUCCCCGGGGGAUGUAACUUUCAGAGUAUAAAUAACUCUCGCAGUAAAAAAAAAGUGUUAUCGUACAAACAGUGUUAUCGUGACAGAAUGAAGCAGAGCAGUGGUGUUUCUGGGUGGAUCAUUCUACUGAUGGUAGUAGUGGUGCAGGAAAUGAAUGCUAUGAGUUAUGAAGAUAGAGGAAGAAAAUUGCAAAGUUUUCCGGGAAUAUGCAUGGAUUGUGGAUAUUUUAUUCCCAACAUGCACUGCGAUCUUUCGGUACCUUGCACCAAAUCCACUUGUAGAAAAGAAUGCGUUGAUGAUAGCCCAAAGGUCAGUGAUGAAAAUCGACCAUCUGAGUGCGACAUAUCUCAAAACAGAAAUCCGAUGGAGUAUGAAUGCUGGUGGGAUGAAGCAUGCGCUGACAACCAGCGUUGUUGCAUCACUGAUACCGGAAGUUAUUGUAGUUCUUAAAUGUCUAAUAACACUCUUUGAAUAAACUUCUGUUUUUUG
Saccostrea cuccullata (small rock oyster) is the source of this 557-nucleotide messenger RNA. RefSeq names its product WAP four-disulfide core domain protein 5-like. Lineage: Eukaryota; Metazoa; Mollusca; Bivalvia; Ostreida; Ostreidae. The transcript is spliced from 4 exons. Bases 156 to 518 code for a protein of 120 amino acids. The record is from RefSeq and is a predicted model, not a curated record.